Messenger RNA from Cloeon dipterum, 659 nucleotides. RefSeq names its product C-type lectin 37Da-like. Gene Ontology annotation, molecular function: carbohydrate binding. The record is from RefSeq and is a predicted model, not a curated record. The transcript has 5 exons. Bases 72 to 617 code for a protein of 181 amino acids. NCBI's taxonomy places the organism in Eukaryota, Metazoa, Arthropoda, Insecta, Ephemeroptera, Baetidae. Gene Ontology annotation, biological process: biological process involved in interspecies interaction between organisms. Gene Ontology annotation, cellular component: external side of plasma membrane.
AAUCUGUUAGUGCUAGAUGUUCUAUUUAUAUCUAAGCAACUUCCCUAAAUUUUUCCAGUAGUCUCGCAAACAUGUCCCCUUGUAGAGCUCCUGAAAUGUUUUUAUUUCUCUUUUACUUGAAUUUCUACGCGGUGUUUUGGGCAGAAGCUGGCCUGACUGGAGGAUGCAGGACAACUUGGAGCCCACCUGUUGGAGUUGAAGACCCUCCAGCUUACACUGGCGAAAUCAUCGUAAAUGGCAAAGUUUAUUUCUUGGACAGCUCAGAGUUUACUUGGUAUACGGCGACGGACUAUUGCCACGCCAUGAAUAUGUCUCUGGUUUCGUUUGAAACCCAAGAGGAGCAGCGCUACUUAAACGAGUGGUUCCAGAACAGUAACCACACGGGCACCUCGCAAAUACCGAUAUGGUCAAGCGGGAGUAGGAAAUCAAUGGACAGCAGAUGGUUUUGGGCCUCUACCGGGGAGGACAUUACCGAUUUCAAUUGGAUCCCAAACGAUUAUCCUCAGUUAGACGACACAGAGCACGCCUGUGUGGUUUUCCUCGAACCCUCCGGUGGUUGGAUGGACUUGUUGUGCGAGGAUCUGAAUUCAAAUUACCCUGCUGUGUUGUGUGAAUGAUUAUUACGUAUUUUGGGGUUAAUUAAACAUAAUUAUAUGUAA